AUGGCAACUGCAUUCGAGGAUGCUUUGGUGCAGUUUUGCCAAGAUGCGGGCCUCUCCGUGCAAACUGAGCUGGAGCUCUUGGAGCAGGUUGCUGAAGGAGAUACGCCGAUCACGCCGGACCUGCUCUUUGAGUCUCCAGUAUCUCUGCCUCAUCGGAAGGAGUCGGUCAGGUGGAUGGAAUGCAAGAACUUCUACGGAACGACCUUCAACUUCGUGAUUCAAAAGAAGCUGGUGAAGCAGGCGAAACGCUUUUUGGCAUGCAAGCUAAGUCGAGGCUUCGUAGAGUUUGACUAUAACCUUUGA
Molecule: messenger RNA, 303 nt
Organism: Symbiodinium necroappetens
Lineage: Eukaryota; Dinophyceae; Suessiales; Symbiodiniaceae
Source: the annotation of a GenBank genome assembly